AUGUGUCAUUCAGGUAGUAAUAAAAAGAAAGAAACACAUGCAAGACAACAAAAAAAGAUUAUAGACAAUAGAAAUACAAAUGAAAAGUUGGAAUGGAUCGAUAUUUUACAAGAUGACCAUGAAUAUGACAACCAAGACGACGAUGAAUACGACUAUGCAGUAGAUUCAACUGGAGCAUCACCAGUUGGAAACUAUCGUUGUGAUUCACCUUUACUACUUGUCCAAAGUGCUUUUAAAAAGAUGGUUGAUAUUGAAUCUGAACCAGAUUUUAUUUUAUGGAGUGGAGAUGAUGUACCACAUGUAUCAACAAAUCAAUUAAAUCAAUCAUUGGUAUUACAAUCUAUUUUAAAUAUGACUGAUUUAAUAUCUGAAUAUUUCCCUGGUAUUCCUGUUUAUCCUGCUAUUGGUAAUCAUGAUUCAUUCCCAGAACAUCAAAUAUCAGUUGGACCAAAUUGGUUAUUUGAUGGUGUAGCUGAUAUGUGGUCAAGAUGGUUGACCAAUGAUUCAUUGGAUACUAUUCGUAUUGGUGGGUAUUAUAGUGAGCCAAUUAUGCCAGGGUUCCGUAUCGUUUCGCUAAACACUGUAUUCUACUAUGCACAAGACAAGCAAUGCUUGAAUCUUACCGAUCCAGCCAACCAAAUAUCUUGGCUCAACCAAACACUCUACCAAGCACGUCAAGACAAUGAACAAGUAUUGAUUCUUGGUCACGUGCCACCUGGCCACAAUGAAAAGUACAAUGUUGCCAACUUUCACAGUCAAUUCAACGAUCAGUAUCUCUAUGCCUUUAGCAACUACAGCGAUGUCAUUGUAGCCCAUAUCUACGGCCACGAACAUUCCGAUACCUAUAGACUCUACUACAACGAACCACAUUCCAUCUUUGACCAUGGUGCCAACUGGGUACCCAACGGUGUCAUGUUCCUUAGUCCAUCUAUUACUCCUUGGAUGGAUCCUUGGGUUCCUGCUUUACCAAAUAAUCCAUCGAUUAGAUAUUAUACUUAUAAUACUAGUAGCUUUGGUUUAACCGAUUAUUAUCAAUAUUGGAGUAAUUUAACUGCCAAUAUAGAGACAGAGUCGAUUGAUUGGAUGCUAGAGUAUCGUGCAACCGAGUUUUAUCAUGUUGCUGCACUCGAUCCAGUGUCCAUAAAUAAAUACUUAUUAUUAAAGAUACUAAGAAACGAUAGAAUCAAAUUUCAAGGAGUUUAUGUAAGAGAUGGACAAGAUUACUCGGGUGACUAUCAUGAACAGAUGUUUAUCAAUGAAACUCAUGGUUACAGUUCAUGCUACAGUAUGGCUAUUGUAGAGAGGUUGAUAGACUCUGGAGUGUCCUAUGUUGAAUGCUCUUUCAAGUUUGAAGACUUUCAUUUCUAUAGGUCAAUGUCUACCGAUCGACUAGAUCUCUUUACCAAAGUCAUACGAUGGGUACCACAAGAAUGUUUCGAGAAAAAGAUUCUUAACCAUCUUUAUACAACCAUCAAAGAUGUUUCAAAACGUCCCCAUUCUCCUUACAACACAACAAUGAAAUUGUCAUCAUAUAAAGAUGUAUCAAAAGAGAAAUUUGAAAUGUAUUUAAAUCAUUUCUAUAAAGGCAAAGAAAGAGAGACUGUCAUGGCAAGUGGCUCAAGAUUGUUUGCAAUGGUACUAGAAAGAUCAAAUCUACCAGUACUAAAGUAUAUCAUUCAAGAUUUGGGUAUUAGUGGUAAAGAGAUUAUAGAAACAAUCAAACAAAAGAUCUAUUAUGACUAUAUUGAUGAUGUAGAGUUUAUUAGAUACAUACUCGACGAUCAAUAUCUAUGCAAAUGGUAUCAAAAUCCAAUAUCACCACUUGCAAGAACAGUGGACAUAAACUUGAUGGAAGAAUAUUUUGAUAGAUUUAAACCAUCUAGUCUGACACUGUUGUUUGGGAUGAUCAAGAAUUUAAUUUCCUAUUUUAUAAAGGCAAAUAUUACUCAAUCAUCAAUAGAUGUAAUUUACUUUUUAAUUGGAAAAGUUCAAUAUUAUAUUCCAUCAAAAGAAAUACCUAUAGAAUUUAAUAGUUGGCCUGGACAAGAAGGAAUUAAAAAAAAUACUCUAGAAAAGGUCAGCGAGUAUAGUGAAUCUAAAGAUUUAAAAGAGAUUACAAGGAUUGCAGAGAUUUUAGAAAUGAUGAAAUACAUUUUACCUCCCAUCACUGUACCAAACAGUCAUCAAAAGUGUCUCAUUGAAUUUUUGCAAACAAGAUUGGUAGAAUUGAAAGCAUUCAAAUUGGUAGAUUGGUCAUUAGACUCUGAAUUUUUUAAAUCAACAGAUAAUAUGAAAAUGGUCAAAGAAACUUAUACAGAUCAAGAAAUUGUUCAAUUGGUUGAUAUUUUAUUCCGAAAUACAAAACCCACCAAUCAAAGAUAUUAUUUAAUAGUAUCAAUGAUUAAAGCUGGAUAUAAUCAAGAAUUGGUUUUUCAAAUUUUGGUCGAUUGGUUGGAAAAGGAUAAAGAGCAAGAGACAAAAGAAGAAGGGAUGGAUAGACUUUUCUUGGAAUGUCUAAGAUAUUGUAACAAUUCAAAAAUACCUCAACUUUUGUUGACAGGUAUUAAAGAUUACAAUCAACUAGAUUUAAACAUGCAAGGCUCAGCAUUACCAUUGUCAUUGGAGAAUGCAAAAUUACUUGUACAAGAGUUGGGUCAUUUCCCAAUACCAUCUGCGUGGUCACUAGAGGAUACUUGUCCAUUAAUUCUCACAAAUGACAUUGAUUGUAUAGAUUAUUAUCUUGCACAAUUUCCAGAUGAAAUGUUAUUGGAAAAAAUUGCAACCAUUUAUUAUUCAAUCACAACCAAUUUGGAAAGUCCUACAUUUUAUGAAAAAGGUACAGAUUAUCUGGUUCAACAGUACAAUAUUCUAAAUGCCCAAGGUACAUUUCAACCAUCCUAUGUUCCAGACCUUUACUAUUGCCUAUUCAAAUACAAUUAUUUUGGUCGUUUGAAUUUUUUGGAUCGACAUCAAUUCUCUUAUACUAUAAACAACUAUGGAUACUAUUCUAUUGCACAAGGAGGAUUGGUACAAUGGUUUGAUUGGUAUUGGUCACAUAAUAUUGACUCUAUACAAACUCUGUUGGAUAUUACUCUAGAAUAUGCACCCAUUUAUUUUAUUGGUUACUUUUUGGAUCGCUUUUCUGCAGAUCUAAAAACAAAUAUAUUGCAAGAUGAAUCCAAUUUACAAAUGGUCCAGGAUCAUCAAAAGGAUUAUCACUUGUUGCAAAGAAAUACAAUCAAAUCAUUGUUGAAAAAUGAUCGAGCCUGUGUAUUAAAAUUCCUUUGUUCCAACUAUCCUCUUGUCAAAUCAUUUUAUUAUUCUCUUUUAAUAGAUGAAUGUAAAUUAUCAAAUGUUCCUCUUGUUAAAUUGGUUCAUCUUUUAAAUAAAAAUUAA
This is a messenger RNA of Cavenderia fasciculata, 3396 nucleotides long. RefSeq names its product metallophosphoesterase domain-containing protein (gene sgmC). The record is from RefSeq and is a predicted model, not a curated record. Bases 1 to 3396 code for a protein of 1131 amino acids. NCBI's taxonomy places the organism in Eukaryota, Evosea, Eumycetozoa, Acytosteliales, Cavenderiaceae. Gene Ontology annotation, molecular function: hydrolase activity. The transcript has 5 exons.